Molecule: messenger RNA, 1045 nt
Organism: Myotis lucifugus (little brown bat)
Lineage: Eukaryota; Metazoa; Chordata; Mammalia; Chiroptera; Vespertilionidae
Gene: PDCD5
Product: programmed cell death 5
Exons: 6
Coding region: 163-558 (131 amino acids)
Cellular component (GO): cytosol; nucleus
Molecular function (GO): DNA binding
Source: RefSeq, a predicted model, not a curated record
GCCCUGGCUGCGUCGGGCGGCGCGGCUCCGGGCUGGAUUGGUGAUGCCUGGGAGUCACGGGCGCCUGCGCAGUGGGUAGGGCCGCGUUCGCCCCGCCGCUGAGGGAGUAACGCCGAGUGGGCCGGAGCGGGGUGCUUGGCUGCUCUGCCCGUCGGCCGCACCAUGGCGGAGGAGGAGCUGGAGGCUCUGCGGAAGCAGAGGCUGGCGGAGCUGCAGGCCAAGCACGGGGAUCCUGGCGAUGCAGCACAACAGGAAGCAAAGCACAGAGAAGCAGAAAUGAGAAACAGUAUCUUAGCCCAAGUUCUGGAUCAGUCAGCCCGGGCCCGGUUAAGUAACUUAGCACUUGUAAAACCCGAAAAAACUAAAGGAGUAGAGAAUUACCUUAUACAGAUGGCAAGAUAUGGACAACUAAAUGGGAAGGUAGCAUUUACCCUGGUGUUCAGGAAAUGCCUAGAAAAUGACUGGCUUUGGAACACGAGACAUGAAAGAAACUACCAGAGGUUGCUCCUCCUCUCCAGUUGCCUGCUAGUUGUCUACCCCAAGUGGGAAACUAGAUGAAGAUUCAACAUGAAAGCAGGAACAGUAAAGAGCUAUCUUCUCCCACUUCUCCAUGGUAAACAUGGCAGCACUGGGAGUGGUACUGGGCCACCCCAAUUCUCCAUGCAGAAUUCAAGGACUUUUAAAGCCACCAACUGAACAAACUUCCUCCAUCGUGCUGCUAAGACCACAGGUGUAUUUCCAAUGCAGGGAGGGGGAACCAGAAUGCUGUCUAAACUUGCUACUUCUCUGCGAGGACCUGACUGCUCGUCAGGGGGCCAGACUAGGGCCCAGACCUGCAGUUGGUGAGAGGAGCACCUCUACUCAGGCCUUUGAAGACACACCCCUGAAGGACUGACUCCUGGAUCCCGAGCAGCCCCCUUCUGACCAGGUGACCAAGUUCACCAUAUUGGCAGACUCCUGGCAGACUUCAGGCGUAGCCAUUCAAAGGUCUGCUAUUUCAGGUCUGGUUCACACACAGGCUUAUCCAAAGUGAGCUGGGAGGCAA